AUGCAUUAUUCUACUCUAUUGCUUCUGGCGCUUUAUCACCCUCUCGUCAGCUCUGCAGCAGCGAUAUCCAAGCGCUCCAUUGCUCAAGGCUGGUCUCUUCAGGCUAGCACAUGCCCUAGCGGAUCCCAGUCCUGUGGCGCUGGAGCCUGCUGCCCAAGCAGCCUUCACUGCUUCAGUGCGAAGACCGCCGAAGUCGCUUCGUGCUGCACUUCAAGUUCGGUCUGUGUUGGUGCCGUUGAGAGCUCUCCCAAAUGCGCCGACUCAAGCUGGUCACUUUGGCAAGGACUAGCGGGUAAUGACUUCUGUUGUCAAGUUGGACUUAUUGGUAUUUAUCAGUCUACUGGCACUGUUGCUGGGUCUUGCGUUGCCUCAGGUCAAGCAGGCUCUGCUACUACUGCGAGACUUGUAUCUGCCGGAACUGGAACUGCCGCUACUACCACUACCACAAGCACUACCAUUGGAGGCCCUACUGCCACCGCUACCAUGACAUCUACUAAGUCUACUACAGCUACUGCGACACAGCCAAGUAGCACCAAGGCCGUGUUUGCGCACUACAUGGUCGGCUCCAUGACUUCAGAAGAAGCCGUCAUUGAUGUGAGAGAUGCUAUGAACGCAGGGUUCGACGGUUUCGCCCUCAACACCCAUACAAUCAGCGCAUCGGAUACUUGGAAUAUCAAUGCGCUAAACUAUUUAUUUGCGGCUGCAUCUGGAACCAGCUUCAAGUUAUUUAUCUCAUUUGACAUGAGUUGGGGCUUGGAUGUUACGAAGCUUGCGGACUUUUUGGCACCAUAUGCCAAUCAAGACGCAUACUACAAGGUCAAUGGCCAAGCUUUCGUUAGCACCUUUACUGGUGGCACUAUCUCCAACGCGCAAUGGGAUUCUGGGUUCAUUCAGCCUCUAACCUCGACACAUGGGAUCAAGCCGUUCUUUGUUCCCGACUUUGAUGACUUCUCUGGCUAUCCCAAUGGAGUUUUCAGCGCUUAUCCAAUUCUCAAUGGUGUCUUUAGCUGGGAGUCUGCGUGGCCAUCGCCAGGUACUGCUCCCACCAACGUCACCAGUCAGGUUGAUUCUGCUGCUUUGCAGCAAGCUCAUGCAGCUGGAAAGGCCUACAUGAUGGCGAUGUCCCCGUUACAAUUCAAGUAUAUGGGCAGCGGCCAGAACUGGUACCGCAUCGGCGAAGUUAACCUGCCAGAGCGCAUGGCCCAAGCCUUACAGCUUCAGCCCGACUUUGUGGAAAUUAUUACCUGGAAUGACGCUGGGGAGAGUCACUAUGUCGGUGACUUUUGGCAAGAACAGAUUGCAGGCAGCAAUAUUGGCGACUAUGCCAACGGGUACGACCACAAGGGUUGGCUGCAGGUCAUUGCGCCAUUUAUUAAAGCAUACAAGGCUGGUGCGACGAGUCUAUCUCAGAUUGUUCCACCAAGCUCUAAGCCUGUUGGUGCGUUUUGGUACCGCACUCUCUUGACUACUGCUAGCUGCUCUUCUUCGAUUGCUAAUUACCAAUCCGCUCGUGAUGCGAUCAACUUUGCUGUUAUCUUGCCUUCUACUGGUUAUACCAUCGAGGUUUAUAGCAACAGCAAACUGAUUGGAAGUUAUGUUGGUCAGAAGGGUCUGAAUUAUAAUAGUGUCUCGGGACUAGCUGUUGGGAGUGGGCAGAUGAUUCAGAUUGUUGAUGGUUCCAAUAACAUUGUUUCAUCGGCGACUGGGACCAAGAGUGUUUUGGCACAGAGCCCCAAUGCUACCUGCAACUGGAACUAUGAAGUUUUAUAA
Messenger RNA from Penicillium arizonense, 1770 nucleotides. Its product is annotated as glycoside hydrolase family 71 protein. Gene Ontology annotation, molecular function: glucan endo-1,3-alpha-glucosidase activity. The coding region runs from base 1 to 1770 and encodes 589 amino acids. The transcript is spliced from 7 exons. NCBI's taxonomy places the organism in Eukaryota, Fungi, Ascomycota, Eurotiomycetes, Eurotiales, Aspergillaceae. The record is from RefSeq and is a predicted model, not a curated record.